AUGGAGAGACACGGCAUGAGCGCACGGCUACCGGCCAUGCUGCUGGCAAUGCUUCUGCUGCUGGCGAUCGAGCUCGCCUCCUUCGGCUGCUGCGGCCACAGGAUUCCCCGAGCGGACGUGGCGGCGUGGAGGCACGGGCGGGUGGCGUUGGUGGCGGCGGCGACGACGACGACGAUGGCAAGCGCGCGCGCUACGCCCCCCUCCCCCACGGCAGCCCGGGACGCCGAGGCGGUGCUCGGCGAGUCCAAGAGGCUGGUGCCGCAGGGCUCCAACCCGCUGCACAACUAG
Molecule: messenger RNA, 288 nt
Organism: Miscanthus lutarioriparius
Lineage: Eukaryota; Viridiplantae; Streptophyta; Magnoliopsida; Poales; Poaceae
Source: the annotation of a GenBank genome assembly